Molecule: messenger RNA, 5776 nt
Organism: Coturnix japonica (Japanese quail)
Lineage: Eukaryota; Metazoa; Chordata; Aves; Galliformes; Phasianidae
Source: RefSeq, a predicted model, not a curated record
CGAGGAGUGAAAGAUCAAUUGGUGUGGAUUUGAGGGCUGGUUUUUAAAGGCAGUGAAUAUCCAAGGCAAAUCAGCCAGUGGAUUGCAGCCUUUUAGUGCUUGGAUGUUAAUUAGCAGGCGGUAGGCAUUAUUCAGCUGGAUGGAGAUCAUUUUGCAACAGCUUAAAAAGUAAAUGCUUAGCAGCCUAUGCAUUUGGCUUUCUCCCUAGAGAUGGCUUUAUUCCGUGCGGUGUUCCUGAUCACUUCCUCUUGAUAAAGAGGAGCAAACAGCUCCGCAGCUGUUACGGAUUUCAUGUAACCAGUGAAUUUAACCCACACCUGCCUAGGAAUCCCAAAUUCCUUUUUGAAUAAGACCCUCACUGAAAUACAGCACAAGCUGGUGAGUUGCUGACAAUCAGCAGCUUUGGGCUCGAACCUGGUUAAUUAUUUUACACAUGAGAGAUUUGUGUGUCAGAAGGGAAUGUGCAGCACUCCCUGCAACCUCCACGCAAAGGUAAGAUGGGCUGGAUGUGCCAAAGCACUGUGGCUAAAUGAGGGGGGCUUUAAUGGCUUGAGGUUGAAGAGAAGCCAUAUGAGAAGUGGCAGCACCGUCAUGUAACAAAUAGUUAGAAAAGAAUGGCACAUGCUGGCAUCAAUAACAUCCAUGACAUCCAAAACAGUGAGGUGCAGGAUGGUUUUGGUGUAGUGGGGAGGAUGGGUAGUCACUGUAAGGAAUGUAUAGUAAGAAGAUGAAGGACAGGGGAGUCUGUUAAGGGGAAAAUGAAUUCAGAACCUUCUUGCUUCUUUGAAGAAGGAAAACACGAUCAGGUGUUGAACCAGAUUAAAUUUUGCAUAGGCUGCAGGGCAAGGAAAGAAAUGAGGCAGUUAAAUACUGUUUUGGUUUUGUCUGUGAGGCCUUAUCAGAUUCGCUGUAGGGAACCUGAGGAACGGGCAGUGGAGAGCUUGAGAACACUUGAGGUGGAGAGGAUGCCCUGGGGAACAGAAUGCAAACAGCAUCUGUUGUCAGAGGGUGGAUGGAGGGGGAACCUUAAACUGAUGACACAGCCACCCUCUUGUAAUCCUUAUACUGCUUUGUAGGGACAUAGAAAAUAGCAAUGCCUGCUUUUAAUAACAGGUCAGGCUGAAUCGACCCCUUCUCUGGGGCUGGUGGUGUAGAGGAAGCAGGAGAUGCAGCGUACCUUGUCUUUGGGCUUUGCCCCAGACAUCUCACAAACAAGCAAAUAAAUAUGGGGAACAGCUCCUGGCCCACUUCUCUUUACUAUUUUCCAUAAUAGCUUUCUCAGUAGCAUAGCAAGUGGAAUGGAGGAAGCCAGGGUGGAUGACAAUAUGAACUCUGUGUGGAAUGGGAUCAAAUUCAGAAUCAUGCAGAUAAGCUGACUGUAUCACCUGAAAUGAAAAAGGUUACAAGCAUGUUGUUUAAAAAAGAGAAGAACAAAGAGUUCUUUCUCUUCUCUCAGAUAUGGCAGAGCAUGAAUCUGAAAGCUGAACAAAUGGACUUUUGCUCCUUCUCUCUUCCUCUAUUUGUUCGUACCUGUGUGAUGGGAAAGCAGUUCUCACCAUCUUUGAUUUGGGCUUUAACAUCUCUCAUGUGUGAGAUCUCCCAAACACGUUGUGGAGUCAGAGAGAUGAGCAGAAACAAGUUCUGACACUCUGAGGUGUUGGCCCAUGUCUGUGGGGGUGGAUGCACUCAGGGCUGCCAGGACUCCUGCUCCCCCAUCCCCAGAGCAGGGAUUGCUCCAGCUCUGCAGGUGGAAGUCAUGGUGAGCACUGACAUAAGGAUGGGAACCGGUCUUGUGUACGUUGAGGCUGGCAGAACUGCUUGGAUGUUUUCUUGAUUGUCUUUUCAAUGGUGUAUAAUGUAGUUUCUUGUUUGAGCAGCAGAUGCCACAAAACGUUCUUAUUAUGCCUCUGAUCUCAUCUGAGCCUCGCAAUUAAAAUAUAUCAGAGGAACAGUGUCAGGGCUCACUGCCUGCCUUCUGUGCAAGGGGCAGUUAUCCCAUUUCUCCAUUACAGGAAAGCGAAUGCUCUGCUGUGUGCUGUAAGAGCAUGACUAAUGCUGCUUCCUUUCAGCCAUAAAAACCAACACUGAGCCACUGGAAGGGGGCUCUUAUUCAAACUAGGGUAUGCUAAUGCUUCCCCAUGUGUAUUUGGAGACAUUUUCCUCUGCUUUCAAAAGGCGGAGGCAGUGAAGUCACCCUCUGCAGCGCCAUAUGUUUGUGGAAGCAUCGCUGCAGUGAAUUAUUUUACAGAGCAAUCAGCAGAUGCUCUUGCAGGAAUUAUUUGUAGCUCUUUGUCUGCCUGCUGCAUGGAGUAAAUUUGGGCAAUCGCAGCAUUUCAUAAGUGUUCAAGCACAUUUGCCGUUUUGUGGUAAUGAGAAGCCUGUGCCACUGGGAUCCAAGGGCUUUAUGAGGACAUACGUGAGCACAAAGCCCAAAGAACGUACGUUAAUAGAAGCGGUGGUGCCAGCAAUUGUGAAUGGAGAUGCUAUCUGCUCUUGGUUUUGGCUGCAAGCAGCUCAUGCCUGUUUGGCCAACACCACGCAAGCAUAUGCAGAGGGGCUGCUGAGAAUUAAGGAGGAGAACCAGAAGCAUUACCGCAGGGCUCAGCGGCAUCAGGAGAAGAAGGAGAAGAUCCAGAGGCACAACCGCAAACUGGGGGACUUGGUUGAGAAGAAAACCUAUGACUUGAAAACCCAGCAUGAGCACCUGGCAAACCUCCGCCGGACGCACAUCCUGGAGCUAACGUCGGUCAUAUUUCCCAUUGAAGAAGUAAAGACAAGCAUGAGAGAUCCUGCAGAUGUGUCUUCUGAGAGCGAUAAUGCAAUGACCUCCAGCACUGUGAGCAAGCUUGCAGAAGCCAGGAGAACCACGUAUCUCUCUGGGAGGUGGGUGUGUGAUGACCACAACGGGGACACCAGCAUCAGCAUCACGGGGCCUUGGAUAACCCUUCCUAAUAAUGGAGACUACUCAGCAUAUUACAACUGGGUUGAAGAGAAGAAGACUACACAAGGACCAGAUAUGGAACAUAAUAACCCUGCUCACACCAUCAGUGCUGCAUUGUGCUAUGCAACUCAGCUCGUUAACACUUUGUCUCUCAUACUUGAUGUAAAUCUUCCCAAGAAGCUCUGCAACAGUGAGUUCUGCGGGGAGAAUCUCAGCAGGCACAGGUUCACGCGAGCAGUGAAGAAGCUGAAUGCCAAUAUCCUUCACCUCUGCUUCUCUCAGCAUGUCAAUUUAGAUCUGUUGCACCCAUUGCAUACGCUCAGGAACCUCAUGUACCUGGUCAGCCCAGACACUGAGAACUUGGGCAGGUCUGGCCCUUUUGAAAUCAGCGCUGACCUGGAGGACUCCAUGGAGUUUGUGGACCCCAGCGCCACCGGAGAGACAGACGAGAGCGGAGACGAGCGCGUCAGCGACGAAGAGACGGACCUGGGGACAGACUGGGAGAACCUGCCGAGCCCCAGGUUCUGCGACAUCCCUUCCCAGCAGGUGGAGAUGCUGCAGAGCCAGAGCACGCAGGUGUCACAGCCCAUUGCCAGCAGCAGUGCUGGCGGGAUGAUCUCCUCCGCUGCUGCCUCAGUGACCUCAUGGUUUAAGGCGUACACUGGCCAUCGCUAAUGAGCAUGGGCAAAAAGGGUGACAGGAUUUUGGAAGGAAUCCCUCCCCAGCAAUGCUGUAGUAAACCUUACAUAUUCAGUUAAAGUAGUGCCUGGAACAAAGAAAAGGUCAGACUUCAGUUUUGUAAACCAGAAGAACCUUUUUAUCGACCCGCGAUGACUGUGACGGUACCGUUCUGUAGAUGAGCUGUGUUAAUUCUGACAGGUUCUGUGACGGCACUUUGUGUCUUGGUUCAGUCUGCAUUGUUGGAUAUGAAAGGAGGAGGACCCGGCGGCCUCCAGCUCUGCUUCCUAAAGAAGAAACAGAUUGUGGAGUGUUUGGAUCCAAAGGAGCACAGAGGGAAGGCUGCUCAGUAUUCAGUCUGGACGGUGGUGCAAAUGCAAUUCACGUGUUCUUAACUCCUUACAGGGUUUACGUUUGUGCGUUUUAAAUCUGUCUUGCAUAAUGCAAAAAAUGCAUAUUUCUGAUGAUUCCUUUUUUUUUUUCAUUCAGGAUGUGACAGAUAUGCAUUUUUAACAUGUUUUCUAAUCUCUGUUGCCAUAUAUUUUUUUAAUACGGAGUAUCAGCAUGGACAGGAAUUCACACAGCAGGUUGCUCUUAGUUCAGGUUUGGAUCUUGACUCGGUUUUGCUGUAUGAAGCUGGUUUGCUCUGUGCUGUUUCCACCCAUCAGUCUGUUAAGUUCUGUGCUGUGCUCUCCAGGCACGAUGCUCUUUAUACUCUUGAUACCACACACCAAAGAAACACUGGAUCUUCUCUUAGCUAGACCCACAUCUGCCACCAUCGUUGCAAUAACACUCAUCAGUUACACCGUGUUGCCACUUAUAUUAGAAAAACCCUCAUUUCAAGCUAGCUUUGUGAAGUACUUUGUUCUGCACAGGACAUGCAUUUUAAACCCUAUUCUGUUUUAUGUUGCUGGUGGGUUUUUCUUUCUCUUUGCUGAUUGCCAAGGAGCUGAUUUCAUCUCACUGCAGUGCUGCUCCCAGGGCAGCAGGGCGUGCUCACAGAACCAUGGGAGGUGUGAUACUGACGGGGGUUUGCUAAGGACUGCUCCUCCACUUCCUCUGCCUUGCGGGAUGCAAAAAGAUGGUUUUGCUCAGUGAGGCUUCCAUUGUCUGCUUUGCAUUUUACACAGCUGGGAUGUUGCACGUCUCUGCGGGCAUUAGUGUGAAAUCAUCCUCCCAUCCCCCCCAGGUGGAAGAUUUCCGUCUUCCCUGUUGAAGCAGCUGAGAAUGCAAGUGAGACACACAGAGUAUCCUUAUGUGUGGUGGAAGGGCAGCAGCAGCACUGUGUCCAGUGGUACAUCCCAGCUCUGUCCUGCACAGAGUCUUUGGGAUGGGAAUCUGUUUGGGGUUUCUUUAAACCAAAGACCCUUAACUCUGCACUAACAGCCUGUGCACUGUUCUACAAGGACACCCAAUUUAGGUUCUCGUUACUGCAGUCUUGGCCCCACUGCCUACUGUCCCCUUAGAAGCUGUUGAUGUCUGAGCAGCCAGCACCCACCAAUGCCCUACACUGGGCUUUUAGCAUUGCACACCCCAUCUUGCUUCCCUAUUUAUUUUGCAUUGGACUCCACCUAUAGGUAUAUUUUUACUACACAUUUCAAUCAGUCUCUCAUUGCUGCCUUUGUGUAUGCAGAGCCCUAAGGGCCAGGCCAUGGUUCUGUUUGUAUGCUGUCAUUUAUGUAUUCUGAGGGGGAAAAGCCACCACCACAACACCUUUCUGAAGCCAUAUCUGUAUUUUAACCAUGGUGUUUUCCAAGUAAUUUAUUUGCAGCCAUGUCACAGAGUGCGCAGUGGCACUACGAGGGCGUGAGUGCAUCCAGACUGGUCCUUUUUGUAACAGAAUAGAGUGUUGUUUUUGAAGUGUUUUGCACGUGUGUAGCUAAGGGAGAGUUACAUGUGUCCAAACCUUGAGUGCAAUCAAUGGGAUUCGUUUUCUAGGUUGUUUGGGAGGGGUGGGGGGGAGGGAAGCACUGUCUGCUCAUUGCAGAGCAGUUGGUGCGGGGUGAGGGCAGCAGUUCCAGCUCAGGCCCAGCCCUGCAGCUGGGUUUGGCCAUUACAACUUCCCCACGAGAUGGAACUAAAUACGAUUAUUUUUUUUUCUUUUCUAAGUUUUAUUGUAUCAUUGCAAUAAAUCUUUAACAGUAAUUUUUUUUUUAA